Molecule: messenger RNA, 3268 nt
Organism: Phyllotreta striolata
Lineage: Eukaryota; Metazoa; Arthropoda; Insecta; Coleoptera; Chrysomelidae
Source: the annotation of a GenBank genome assembly
GGGAGGGUCACAUGACCGGGUCGCAGGUAGAGCCGCCUCUCGGAGUCAGUGCGUCUUAAGCCGUCGCUAAGUGAUUGUUGUGCGGCCGUUGUUCUACGCUUUCACGGUGUACAUCGUGGGUGCUCGUGUGCUGUGAUAUGUCCGGAAUAUGGCCACCGGUCUUCCCUUCGGGCCGUGAUACCGCAAUAUGGCUACCUUAGGCCUCUCGAAGGUCUUCAUCUUGGACAAAUAUUUUACGGAACUGCAGAAAUUCUGGGAGACGGAGAAGAAAUUGCAAGGAUCGUCGCGGCUCGAGGAUAUUGCGGAUGCGUCGUCCUCAAACGAGGCGGUCCAUUUGCAACAGCGCCUGCGGAGCUUGAGCACCGAGCUUGUAACGCUAAGAAAUCGACUCCAUGUCCAAGGAGGGCAGCCGGCGACCACCAUAAAAGGCGGCAAUGGAGGCGGAGGUGGAGGAGUACCCGUGCCGCCUCUUACUUCUGCUCCGGCGGUCCCCAACCCAAUCGUACCGCCGAGAUCCACUGCUAAUAAUGUACCUGUUCCUGUGGGCUCGGUAACGCAGAAACAACGGCCCCAAAUACCGGCGACGACGUCUUCGAAUCUGGAAGAUCUGAUCCAUCUGCAUGGACCGCUCACGGAGGAUGCCGUCAUGAAAUGUUUACAAGCGCGAUUUCAAGCAUCCAACUUUUACACGAACGUGGGUCCAAUUCUCUUAUGCGUAAAUCCGUACAGAGACGUUGGAAAUCCUUUGACUUUGAGCAGUACGAGAAGUAUUGCCUUGAGUCCGCAAUUGAACAAGGUUGUUCAAGAGGCAGUUCGACAACAAUCGGAGACUGGAUAUCCUCAAGCCAUUAUUUUAUCCGGAACAAGUGGUUCUGGAAAAAGCCACGUAUCGAUGUUACUAUUAAGGCAAUUAUUUACUGUUGCUGGAGGAGGCCCAGAGACUGACGCUUUUAAGCAUUUAGCCGCCGCAUUUACAGUACUACGUUCCUUAGGUUCCGCCAAAACCAUGACAAACUCGGAAUCCAGUAGAAUUGGACAAUUCAUAGAAGUCCAAGUAACCGACGGUGCUUUGUACAGAACGAAAAUCCAUUGUUAUUUUCUGGAUCAAACUCGUGUGAUAAGACCAUUACCAGGUGAAAAAAAUUACCAUAUAUUUUACCAAAUGCUCGCCGGACUAUCGAUGGAAGAACGAACUAAACUCAACUUAGAAGCACACAAAAUCACCACGUUGAAAUUCCAGGCUUGGAAGAACUGCCUGGGGAUCCUCGGAAUACCAUUCCUGGACGUGGUCAGGGUGCUGGCGGCGGUUCUUCUUUUGGGAAAUGUGCAAUUCAUGGACGGCAAGGGACUGGAAGUAGACGUCAAAGGCGAAGCUGAAUUGAACGCCGUGGCCGGUCUACUGGGCGUCUCCGGUGGUGCUCUAUUUCGCGGGCUGACCUCUCGCACUCACAACGCGCGAGGCCAGCUGGUGAAAUCCGUUUGCGACGCCAACAUGUCGAACAUGACGAGAGACUGUUUAGCUAAAGCUUUAUACUGCCGUACUGUAGCUACCAUAGUUCGUAGAGCUAAUAGUUUAAAGAGAUUAGGUUCGACGUUGGGCACUCUGAGUUCCGAUUCCAAUGAGUCUGUGCAUAACCAAGCUGAAGUGACGAGCCAGCAUGCUUCUACUAUCGGCGGGAGCACGAAUGCUGGAAGUAAAUCGAUGGCAGCGUUAAAUAACGCCGUUAGACACGCUACUGACGGUUUCAUCGGUAUACUUGAUAUGUUUGGUUUUGAGGAUCCGAAACCCAGUCAACUGGAGCAUCUGUGUAUUAACCUUUGCGCCGAGACGAUGCAACACUUUUAUAAUACUCAUAUUUUCAAAUCGAGCAUAGAAUCUUGCAGAGACGAAGGCAUUAACUGCGAAGUCGAGGUGGAUUACAUCGAUAAUGUACCAUGCAUAGAUUUAGUUUCUUCUCUGCGUACCGGCCUGCUAAGUAUGCUUGAUGUAGAAUGCUCGAUUAGGGGCACAGCCGAAUCGUAUGUGUCCAAGAUUAAGGUUCAACAUAAGAAUAAUUUAAGACUUUUCGAUCCGAAACCGCUCGAUCCUAGGCUAUUCUGCAUACAGCAUUUCGCUGGUAAAGUCAUUUACGAUGCCACCGAUUUUCUGGAUACCAACAAGGACGUCAUCCCGGACGAUUUAGUGGCGGUGUUCUACAAGCACAGCUGUAAUUUCGGUUUCGCGACGCACUUAUUCGGCAGCGAAUUGAAAGCCCUUUACUCAAUAGAAACAGUGCCCAGAGGAGUCAGUUUUCGCAUUUCUCCCACUUCCCAUACCGAUCUCCUAAACGGCGACGAACCCGUGUCGACUUUAACACAAGAUUUCCACACACGCUUGGAUAAUCUUCUGAGAACUCUCGUGCACGCCAGACCGCAUUUCGUUAGGUGCAUCUGCAGCAAUCCGCAGGAGACUCCCAAUCGCUUCGAUAGAGGUACAGUUGUCCGGCAAAUUCGUUCGCUACAAGUCCUGGAAACGGUGAAUCUCAUGGCGGGCGGGUAUCCGCAUAGGAUGCGAUUUAAAGCCUUCAACAUCCGCUACCGGUGUUUAGCUCCAUUCGCCAAACUGAACAGAUCCGAAGAAAAAGUCGCCGACGAUUGCCACCUGAUUUUGCAGCACGUGAUGGACUUGAUAGCCAAGCUGCAAAGUCCUGUAUCGAUUAGCUACGCUAUGGGGAAGAGGCACAUAUUCCUAAGCGAAGGAAUACGACAGGAGCUGGAGAAAUUGAGGUCAGAAACGCGACGCAAGGCCGCUACAUUAAUCCAAUCUACGUGGAGAGGCUGGCAUUGCAGGUAUCGAAUGACGGCAGUUCGAAGGGAAAAAUCCGCCAUCCAACCGCCGGUGUCGAGGGCGGCGAUUGGAGGUACUCGCCCCAGACCUCAACCCAUCGCCGGUACUCCGCCGCCGGAUCCGAACGAAAAGUGCGACGCGAAAAUCAUCCAGCAAACCUGCAAUCUGUUCGGUUUGGACCUGGAAAGGCCGCCUCCGGUGCCGCCCAGCCGGUCUUACACAGUGACGGGCAACACGAAAUUAGGUUACCCUCAAACUAGAGUGAUGAAAAUGACGUUUCCGGAAGACACCAACGGAGACGGUGCGGCUUUGUUGAAGGGAGAGACGGUUUUAGUGGUGGGAGCGUCCCAUCGAAGGGGUCAUUUGAUCGUCGAACACAAGCAUUGUACGCUUCACGUGCCUUUCCAGUUUUUGGAGUUGAAACAAAGUGUUAACAUUUAA